AGGGGGAUCUUUCCUGAGCCUACCCAUAUAAUCCUCCAUCUGUUUGUUUUUUCUGGUGCCGGAAGAUCUGCUUGUGAUGGAAGGAGAAGCAGCAAUACAGUCACAGAACCAGACAAAGAUGAAAUCAUGGACGGUGUAAAUAUUGACGCACUAAUUAAGUAGUUGUAUCUCCAUCUCCGUUUUUUUUUCUUGAUUUGAGCGCGAUAGCUGAUGCUUAGGGACCGAUUACCACUGAAUUCACCGACAUUCCACUUCGAAGUCAAUCAUCAACACAGGACGACGCAAAAUUUUGAUGGAAAGCCACCAAUAACAAUAAGAAAGGAGUUGAAGUAGAAGCUUACUUUGAGAUUAGUACAAGUUGAAGUUGAAGUAGAAGUUCGAAAGAAGUUUGAGAUUACUACAACAAGGAGGCAUCAAGUUUCCUUUAUUAAGAAUUCAACAAGAAAAGGAAAACUGAGAAUCGUACGGAACUUCGCACCGCGUUCGGACUGCUUCUUGGACCUUGGCAUCCUCAAUUCGUUCUACCGCCGCACAAACAGGGGGAAAUGCCGGUAUUUAAAUCUGCUAAUCUGCCUCUGCACAGUAGUUGUUCUGCAUGAGAUGAUCUUUACUGCAUCUUCUGGAUAGUUUUGUUAUUCUUCUUUCAAAUUUCAAAGAGAGAUCCAACAAUUCUUGAAAAAAAAAAAACAGAUCUUCAAGAACGAAUCCACGAAGAAGAAGGAGGCCGACGAAAAGGCGGCGAUGGACCGCCGCGUGUCCUAUCGCACGAACAUCUCAUGCCACUCCACACUCACUUCGAUCUUUGCAAAGUCAUACCUGUCAUGCAAUAUAUAUAUGACCAAGACCACAUGCAUAGGAAUUGGAAAUGUUUUUUUUGCAAUCGGUUCUGGCCCUCCCUGAUUAUCUAAAUUGGAUCUGCAUCUGGCAUUCAGUACAAUCUCUGUCGUUCUGGCAUUACGACAGAAACUACAUGCAGAUACACAGCUCGGGCAGUGGGUAUGGAGUGCAGGCCAUUUUUGGAAGGAUAUCAAGGGGGUGGAGGAGCAGAUCGGCGGUCUUAAUUUAUCAAAUUGAAAAGAGUCCCCACCUUGUAACUGCAACGUAUCGCUCCCAUGAACAGCCGGAGUUUUGUUGUGUCCUAUUGAUAGGCCUUUCUAUUUGAUAUCAUUGCCCCUCAGCCUUUUAUUCAUUUUCACCACAGGUCAUAGUCUUUCUCAAUUUUUGCGACUUGUUAUUUGUUUUGCACGAUAGAAAGGCCGAUUUACGAUUUUGAUGAGUAGGUAAGUAACUGUUUGGCUACUAAAAAGAAACAGAAAUAACCCAAAUUGAGUGAUAAUGUACAUGAACACCUUGUUGUUGUUUUACGAGCAUGCGCAACACAGAGGAAAUUUUGUCCAGCAACCAUUAGAGACCCUAGCUGUUUCGUAGGUACGUAUUUGUUCAGGGGUGGGGACUCUUUUUGACAUAAUAUUCCUCUGGACAAGAAGAACUUGCAGAUGGGAUGAAUAAGAUGGCCGAUGGGAUGACGAUAUGCAUUGCAAAUUUGUCUGGGUCUGGAAAGAUGCAAACUUGUGAUGCGUAUCACAGUGCACACAAGAAUCUGUCAUGCGUGGAGAGCAAAAAGCGCCCACAUCUCGCCACGGAAAGACGGGAUCUGUCAUGCGGAUUAGGCAUUGAAUUUGAAGGACCUUCUCAAAACCUGUGAUGCUAGGGCUUGCAUGGCAGACUUUCUGGCAUGCAAAAACAGCAUUACAAAUAUGUGCACUUAUCCAGACCCAGACACUUUUGCAUUCGAUAGGCGGAGUUGUCCCAACAGCUCCAUGCGGGAUUGCAGUUAAACCGGGAAGAAAUCCAGCAAGAAGCCGCAGAGUUGCGGGCCGAUCUGCGCACCGGGCUGGCCGCGGCGGACGCCAACACGGAGGCGCUUACUCAUUGGAAAACGUCUCCGUCCCAUGGCUGCGACGCAAGUGAAGCCUGUCGGUGUAAGUAAACUGCCCUUCAUGUUGCGCAGCCCGACUGGGGGCGCGCGUUGCUGAUGUUUUGGAAUUUGUUAUGCUUGAAUCACCGUAAGCUGGCGCAUCUGUGAUGCUGUUGCACUGCUUACCUAAGCAUAAUUACACUACGAUCCCGAAUUUGUCAUGCGCAUAGCCAAAGGGGAAGCGGAAAAGCUGUUGACCUGUCUAGCAUAUGCAUUGCAAAAGUAUCGUACUUCUAGCAUAAAUUGCAUUACCAAUUUUAUCAGAAAGAAAAAUGUAAUUUGUAAUGCUAAUUUAGGUAAGAAGGCAGGUUUGUCAGGCAAGACCAAGAUUGCAUUUGCAGUUAGUACGAGUGCGAUACUUUUGCACUGGAUAUAGCAGACUUGUUCCCAGCCUGACUGUGGGGCGGGGGCGUUUUUGCUGAGGAUGGCGAUGCGACAGGAGCUGCACACCAACGUGGCCGAGAUGACCACGUACGCCGAUCAGAGCGCGGCCUCAGCCGUCCAGACGGCGACCGAGUACACGGACGCCCAAGUGGCGGCGCAGCGGCGUAUCCACUACAAACGUGCGCAGUCCCGCAAAAGUUUGGCAGGCUGGUCCCGUCGACAACAUCGGCCGCACUCCGGUCUUCUUACUCCCGUGCGGCAUACAGGCAGACAGCAUACGAGGUUCAUUGCAGAUUGAUUCGCCCGCGUAGUUCGCAUGAUUCAACGGCUUGCAGCAUGGCAGCAAGACCGCCCAGCACCGCUCUUCAUGCGUUGCUCACAGGUCAUGUUGCCACAAGGAAAGUCAUAUAUCAUGUCAUCACAAACAGGGACCCGCACACUUUUCCAAUGCAUACGUCAGUUAUUGGAGGCGGAGAUGAAAAAGCGCGAGGACGUAUCAAAUGCAAUAUGUAUGUAUUGGGCUGUUGAAAAAAUGAACGAGUUGUCAUGCAUCCCACGGACCGCUACCACACUCACCACGUGGCUUUGAAUGCACGCAGAAGUAUCACAGAUCUUGCCAGACCUUUCCCAGGCCUGUCCUCGAUGAGAACUCAGUUUUGUGCCUAGUGAGAUGUGGGCAACUUUUGGCAGCCGUGCAACGCAAAUUUCUUCUGUGACCAAGACUUCGCAUAACAAGCUCCAUCCUUCCAGGCCCAGACAUAUUUUCAAUGCAUAGGAGGAAACCGAGGCUGCUGCGCAGGCCGCGAAAGCGGAGGAGAUCCAGAAAAAAGCCGAGGAAGAAAAGAUCAUAUCCAAUGCAAAUUUGUCUGGGUCUGGAAGAUUACAAGACUUGUCAUGCAGGUUUUCCAUGAUCCCUGAUGUCUAGAGUUCAGGUCCUAGCGUGACAGGUCGUUCUGUGAGGUCUCGAAUAUCAUGCCUAUCCUUCAUGAGAACUUCCGUCUGAACUUGGUCGGAAGUAGACAGCUUUUGCUAAGCAUGCACAACAGAUUUCUGCAUAAUUCAGAGUGAGAAUGACAAGUUGAAGUGUUCAAGACCCAGAAAUAUUCCGUUCGGAAAUCUAAAAAAAUGAACACAUAACUUUACUGCAGUUGCCGUUCUUUUCUGCAGUUGCGCAUGUGCCUCUGCUGAAAAACUUGCAUUCGUUUCCUGGCCCCCGUGGGCAGAAUGCGGCGGAACUGUCGUAAGUGGGGCGAUUUACUUUUUGCCAUUUGCGCAAACACUUUGGGAAGAUGCGCAGCGCUUUUCGAGCCGGGCGACCGGGGGUCAGCCACGAAAAUGGUUGUCGCACGCAGCACGCGCUUUGGCUUUUUACUUCGGAAGGGCGCGAGCGUCUUCUCGUGUUCUGCCUGCGCUCGGAGCCGGGAAAAGCCUUUUGCCUACCGCGCGCACCUAUUUCGGCUCCGUCGUUGGUAGUGGUGAUGGUGUGUGUGUGGUGUUUUGUCGUUUAAGAGCGGGAAAAAAAGUCGGCGUGUUGCGCCCGCACAGGCGCCGUUGUUUUGGUACUUGCCUGCGAUGUCCUUGUCGCGUUCGGCAAUCGAGGGCCGCGGCGGGCCGAAAAAAAAAUGUUGCGCGCUGCGCGCCCGCAGACGCCCUGAUCUGCUUCGGUAGCUGCGGGCCGGAGCGAAAAACUUUUUUCGCGCGCUGCGCGCGCAGGCUCCAUGACCUAGUGUGGGCGCCACGUUCAUAGUCUUUUUUUCGCGUCCAGCAGUCGGGGCCUGGCCGAGCAAAUUAGUUCGCGCGCUGCGCGCGCAGGCGCCCUGACCUGGUACGGGCGCGAUAGAGUUUUUUUUUCACGUCCACCAAUCGGGACUGGCCGAAAAAUGCAAUUUUUAGCGUGCGCCCUGCGCGCGCAGGCGCCCGGACCUGUUGAGGGCGCGACAUUUAGUUUUUUUUUCGCGUCCAGCGAUCGGGGGCUGGCCGAAAAAAAUUUGUCGCUUGCUGCGCGCGCAGGUGCCCUGACCCCGUGAGGGCGCGACGGAAUUUGCUUCACGCGUCCACCAUUCGGGGGCUGGCCGAGAAAAUUUUUAGCGACCUGCGCGCGCAGGCGCUCUGGCCCGGUUUGGGCGCAACGUUUACAAUUUUUUUUGGCGCCCAGCAAUCGGGGGCUGGUCGAAAAAAAAACUAUCGCGCGCUGCGCGCGCAAGCGCCCUGACCUGGUGGGGGCGCGGCUGAGUUUUUUUUACGCGCCCACCAACCAGGGGCUGGCCGAAGGAAAAAAAUUUUUCCCGCGUUGCGCGCGCAGGCUCCCUGACCUGGUGAGGCCGGUAAUUUUUUUGUCGCGUCCGACAAUCGUGGCCUGCCCGAAAAAAAAAAACAAACUGAGCGCCCUGCGCGCGCAGGCGCUCUGACCUGGCGAGGGCGCGACAUUCUUUUUUUUCUUCGCAUCCAGCAGUCGGGGGGAUGCCGAAAAAAGUUUGUCGCUUGCUGCGCGCGCAGGUGCCCUGACCUCGUGAGGGCGCGACUGAUUUUUUUUUACGCGCCCACCAACCGAGGGCUGGCCGAGAAAAUUUGUAGCGCCUUGCGCGCGCAGGGGCUCUGGCCUGGUUCGGGCGCAACAUUCAUAAUUUUUUUUGGCGCCCAGCAGUCGGGGGCUGGCCGAAAAAAAAUUUUCGCGCGCUGCGCGCGCAGGCGCCCUGGCCUGGUGAGGGCGCGGCUGAAUUUUUUUUCGCGUCCACCGAUCAGGGACUGGCCGAAGCGAAAAAAUUUUCGCGCGCUGCGCGCACAGGCGCCCUGACCUGGUGACUCCGCCAAUUUUUUUGUCGCGUCGUCCCAGCAGUCAGGACCUGGCAGAGAAAAGAUUUUAGCGCCCUGCGCGCGCAGGCGCCCUGACCUGGUGAGGGCGCGACAUUCGUGUGUUUUUUUUGCGCGUCCAGCAAUCGAGGGCUGGCCCAAAAAAAUUCUUACGUGCCCACCAAUCGGGGCUGGCCGAAAAAAAAUUCACCACCCUGCGCGCGCGCGUGCCCUGACCUGAUCGGGGCGCGACGUCCAUAGUUUUGUUUUGUGUCCAGCAGUCGGUGGCUGGCCGAAAAAAAAAUUAUUCGCGCGCUCGUUGCGCGCGCAGGCGCCCUGACCUGGUGGGGGUGCGACAGAUUUUUUUUUACGCGCCCGCUCGUCGGGGUCUUGCCGCCGGGAAAAUCUAUUCGCGCGCCGCGCGCGCAGGCCCCCGAACCUGGUGGGGGCGCGACGCAAUUUUUUUUCGCUUCCAGGUGUCGCGGGCUGGCCGAGGAAAAAGCGAUCGCGCGUUGCGUGCGCGCAGGCGCCUUGGCCUUGGAGCGGGAAAAAAUUUUCUGCGUCGCGCCCGGAUGUCGGAGGCCUGGAGGCACCUGGCGCCGAACGUAGGCGCCUGCGUGCGCAGGCUGCUGCGCGCUGCGCGCGGGCGCACCUCAGACCGCGCGCGGCCGCAGAUGAUCCGCUUGUCGACAAGUGUGGGGACGACGACAAGCACUUCAGCAACUGUCACAGCAAGUGGCCCGCUUGUUUUUGUGCGAGUUGCCGCAGGCUCGCCCAAGUUAGUAGAAGGGGCUAAGAAAGUAGGUCUGUGCCUGCUGGCCGUUUUGUUCUGAGAGGAGGGUCGUUGCGUCAGUAGCUCGGGCCCCUAUCUCGCCCGCGUUGGUUUUUGCGUUUCGCAUGGGGAAUAGAUUCUGGGAACCCGCGGAAUCUAUGGGGCACACAGAAAAGGGCGGGAAGGAGACUAGGGAAGGGGGUAGCGACGCAGGUUGGGGGAUCGGGAAGCGACGAGGUUGCGGGGAUGUGGGCGUCGGGAAUGAGGAGGCUGGCAGGCCUGAUCAUGAACUACAAGAAGAUCUUCAACUGCGUGCAGGAGAGCCGAGGAGCUCCUCCCAUGCAUCUCCAGGGUUCUCCAGGACCGGAUCAUUGAGGGGCCCUCCCUUUUCCAGGUAGGGAUCCCGCCUUUUUCAAGGAGGGCUCCGCUCGCCCCCGUUUCGAGAGGGAAGAAGCCCAAGAUGGAGCAUCUCGGCUUCCUCAAGGGGGGGCGGCUAUGGUGGGGCCAUCGUUGGCCUACCUGCGGGUGGGAUUCAUUGUUGCACGCCUUCUUCGAAGGGGCACUCCACUGCAGCCGGUCCUUCGGCAAGAGGCGACUGCAGGCGGCCUUGCAUCAAGACGUGACUGCAGGGGGGCACAUGGCAGGCCCGCCUGCGGCUUCGCAGAAGGCGAGGGCGGCGGGUCUGUAUUGCAGAGCUGGCAGCUUCCACUGCCAAACAGAUGUCCUCGACUGCAGAAAAGAUGGCACUCACUGCAAAAAAGAUGGCCUCCACUGCAAAAAAGAUUGCCUCCACUGCAAAAAAGAUUGGCCUCCACUGCAAAAAAGAUUGGCUCCACUGCAAAAAAGACGCGAAAGGGGCACUAUGGGGGCGUGGUGGGCAGGCCGUUAGCCGUUACUCUUUGUUAAAUCCGUUAACCGUUGCUCUUUCUUCGAUCCGUUAUCCGUUACUCUUUGAAAACAACACUUUCCUGCAGUCCGUUCCAUCUUUUCUGCAGUCAAACAACACUUUGCUGCAGUCGCUGCCUUCAGCAUCAUCUUUUUUGCAGUGCAACUGCAAAAAAGUUUAGUGUUCGAGCUUUUAGGACACGCCGUGCGUUUGAUAGAGGAAGGCGAAGGAAAAAAUCGCAUCGGCAUUCCACCUGAUCACCGCCCGCGAAAUCAUAUGAAAUGCAAAGAUGUCUGGGUCUGAAAGGAUGCGAACUUGUGACGCGGAUUUCACAACACAGACAAAUCUGUCAUGCAUAGGCAGUCAAAGAGAAAGAAAAAGAUGUCCAUUUUCUAUUUCUUUCACGAAAGUGGGGGAUUUGUCGUGCGGUUUAAACAAGAAUGCCAAUGCGGAAGCUUCUCGAAAUCUGUGAUGCUAGGGCUUCCAUGACAGACCUUCCGUGUCAUGCAAAAACAGCAUGGCAUUGGCAAAAAUCUGCACUCUUCCAGACCCAGACACAUGAUUUGCAUUUGAUAGAUCAGAAACAUUCGCGGCGACACGUUGCGCGGCUUCACCGCCACGGAAGUGGCGGCAUGGGACGCCAACCAAUUUAGUAUUACAAUACACUGUUUUAGUUUUUUCUACUGAAGUCGCUGGUUGGGAGCUAUAGAUACAUUGUUUUCGUUUUUUCGUUAGCUUGGGAGCUUGUCUGCGUGGCGCGGUUUUGGUAAUGCCACUUUUUCUUUUUUUCUCGUGUUUCAUGUGUGGCUCUUCUCUCGGAAACAAUGCCCAACAAAAAUAAAUGAACAGCCCUCGAGGCGGCGUACGCGUGGUUGGAGAACGAGAAAUACGAUCCGAACGUCAGUGCUGUAUCGCCUGCAACCCGGGUCCUCCUGUUGCACCUACGUCGUGCCUAGCCUUAUAGUUUUUCUUUCGGUUUAGACAUUUUUGCACCCCGCGGCCAUGUAUCAAAUGCAAAUAUAUCUGGAUCUGCAAGAGGGCGGAGUCUUGUAUUUGUCAUGCAGUUUUUGUUUUUGCAUUUCUUUGCAACAGGGUGGUGGAGAAUGCACGCAGAGCAGGACCAAUUCUGUAGGAGGCUCUUCUUGCCUAGUCUGCUUGAGAAAUUCACCGCCCUCGAGAAAACAAUCGGACAGCUUUUGCUGGUUAUGCACCAUAGAUUUUUUCUGUUCAAGUCCGCAUAACAAGUUGGCAUCCUUCGAGAUUCAGACAUUUUUGCAAUGCAUAUUAUGAAGCGCUAGAACAAUUUAUGAAUAAAGACGAGCAGGUCAUGGUGGAGAGAGUUUCACGCCUUUGGCGGCCGGGCAUGAGAUUGCACAACUCCCUUCCCCCCUCAUUUGAAUAGUAGUUAUUCUCACACCGCAAACUACCUGAAGAGUGAUGCUAUUUUUGCAUGACAAAUCCACAUCCAGAUAAUAGUUCUGUAGGGGCUUAUGCAACUGGUCAUGCAGGCACAGCCACAGGGCUCAGAUAGAAUUACGCACUUUGUCUGACAAACAAUGAGGGUCAGGAGGGGUUGUGCAGUCUCAUGGGGGGCGAGGGGACUGUAGUAGCUACUCGUCUACCUGUGGCGGAGAUCUGCAUUUGGAGGUCCUGAGGUUUCGUUUCAUACGAGAAGUUGAACGAGCUGACGAAGACGACGAAAUAUCAAAUGCAAGUAUGUCUGGGCUUGGAAACUUGUGAUGCUACAGUGUCGAUGAUGGAAACAUGUCCGAAUGCAGCCAAGCAUGACAACUUUUCAGAACGGUUUCUCACGCAUACCCCGUAUGAGAAACUGCGUUUUUGAUUGACAAAAGAGGCUGCGGGCUUUGGUGGUCAUGCAAUACAGAUUUCACAGAAAAUGAAGGCCAGCAUUACAUACAAGUUCCAGUGAGUCUUCCCCAGGCCUAGACAUAUUUGCCACGCAUACCAUCAAGGACUACUGUGCGAGCUUCACGGAAAUAUUCGUGAAAAUCUAUCACAUUGAGAGACGUUCCUGCGCACAGAAUUUGGAAAUGUUUGCGUUGCAAUGCUAUGCCCAAGUGGAGACUCUGCCCAUCUUGCUGCGCAGCAAGAAGCGGAAACUUUCGAUGCAGGAUUGGGCAGAUUCGUGCUGCAAUCGAAACAAUGUCUCAGCAAGAGCACUGCCUGUCAUGCGGGGGCUGCUUUUCUAACGAACGGAAAUGGACUAACGUGGCUGCGUUUUGUCCUUUCAUGUGAGAACACAUAAAAGGGUUCCUUUGGAAAACUUUGUAACGCAAGCAUUUGCAUCUUCUGGGGGCAGGGCGUUUUUCAUUUUGAUAAGAACCGCAACGCGAAGCGGGACUAUCGGUUGAAGGCGAACCUGGCAAAAGGUGCAGCGUUUCUUGACACUUUUGCCACUUGUCAUGCGAACUAAGUAGAAGAAUGCAAUUACCUUGAUAGAAGAGUCGGUUGAAAAAAUCAUUGAAGCGCUCAAAAUUAUUAAGAAACCAAUACAACAAAAAUUAGCGGAGGAGAAUCCGCCGAGCAAGACGUGGGGAAACCCACGCAUGGAAGAGGGCGCGUUGUCCUAUCCGCAAGAAAGUCCUGGACUCGAUUGCAGCUGGCACGUCAGUGCCUUACUGUGCAUUCUAUAUUGCGAUGUUUGUAGAUCUAGGUGGCGUUGCGAGAGUGUUUCUUGGUAA
Amoebophrya sp. A120 is the source of this 9512-nucleotide messenger RNA. The record is from the annotation of a GenBank genome assembly. NCBI's taxonomy places the organism in Eukaryota, Dinophyceae, Syndiniales, Amoebophryaceae.